AGGGUCGGCGGCCGGGAGAGGGUGAUGUCACCUGCCAGGCGGGAGCGGCCGGGCGGACGCCGGCGGGGCCAGUCCUACCCCCAGCCGCGGCCCGGGAUGCGGGGGCUUCGCAGGAUUUAGCUGCCGGGAGGAUCUGAGAGGGCCGCAGCCAUGGCCCCGCGGAAGCGAGGGGGCCGGGGCAUUUCAUUCAUCUUCUGCUGUUUUCGCAACAACGACCACCCCGAGAUCACGUACCGGCUGCGGAAUGACAGCAACCUGGCCCUGCAGCCCAUGGAGCCGUCCCUGCCGAUGCCGGCCGUCGAGGAGCUGGACGGCAUGUUCGGCGAGCUCGUGGAUGAACUGGACCUCACCGACAAGCAUCGAGAAGCCAUGUUUGCCCUCCCUGCGGAGAAGAAAUGGCAGAUCUAUUGUAGCAAGAAAAAGGACCAAGAAGAGAACAAGGGAGCGACCAGCUGGCCGGAGUUCUACAUUGACCAGCUCAAUUCGAUGGCAGCCAGAAAAUCCCUGCUGGCUCUGGAGAAGGAAGACGAAGAAGAGAGAAGUAAAACCAUAGAAAGCUUGAAGACGGCACUGAGGACCAAGCCGAUGAGGUUCGUGACACGAUUCAUCGACCUGGACGGUCUGUCGUGCAUCCUGAACUUCCUGAAGACCAUGGACUACGAGACGUCAGAGUCGCGCAUACACACCUCGCUCAUCGGCUGCAUCAAGGCCCUGAUGAACAACUCCCUGGGCCGGGCCCACGUGCUGGCCCACUCCCAGAGCAUCAACGUCAUCGCCCAGAGCCUGGGCACCGAGAACAUCAAAACCAAGGUGGCCGUGCUGGAGAUCCUGGGCGCCGUCUGCCUCGUGCCUGGUGGCCACAAGAAAGUCCUGCAGGCCAUGCAGCACUACCAAAAGUUCGCCAGCGAGAGGACCCGCUUCCAGACGCUGAUCAACGACCUGGAUAAGAGCACUGGCCGCUACCGCGACGAGGUGAACUUGAAGACCGCCAUCAUGUCCUUCAUCAACGCUGUGCUGAGUCAGGGGGCGGGCGUGGAGAGCUUGGACUUCAGACUCCAUCUCCGGUACGAAUUUCUGAUGCUUGGGAUUCAGCCGGUCAUCGACAAACUGAGGGAGCACGAGAAUUCGACGUUGGACCGGCACUUAGACUUUUUUGAAAUGCUCAGAAAUGAAGAUGAACUGGAAUUUGCCAAACGAUUUGAACUGGUGCACAUAGACACCAAAAGUGCAACACAGAUGUUUGAACUGACCAGGAAGCGGCUGACGCACAGCGAAGCGUACCCACAUUUCAUGUCCAUCCUGCACCACUGUCUCCAGAUGCCUUACAAGCGGAGCGGGAACACAGUCCAGUACUGGCUUCUGCUGGAUCGAAUCAUCCAGCAGAUCGUGAUCCAGAACGACAAAGGGCAGGACCCCGACUCCACGCCCCUGGAGAACUUUAACAUUAAAAACGUCGUCCGAAUGCUGGUCAAUGAAAAUGAGGUCAAGCAGUGGAAGGAGCAGGCGGAGAAGAUGAGAAAAGAGCACAACGAACUACAGCAGAAGCUGGAGAAGAAGGAGCGCGAGUGUGACGCCAAGGCACAGGAGAAGGAGGAGAUGAUGCAGACGCUGAACAAGAUGAAGGAGAAGCUGGAGAAGGAGUCGAGCGAGCACAAGCAGGUGAAGCAGCAGGUGGCCGACCUGACCGCUCAGAUCCACCAGCUGAACCAGAGGGCGGUGUGUGCGCCCGUGCCGGGAGGGCCCCCGCCGCCCCCACCGGGAGCGCCGGGAAGCCCCCUUCCCUGCCAGGCCCCGGGAUCCCUGCUGCCUCCGCCGCCGCCUCUGCCGCCGCCUGCCCCCGGGGACUUCCUUCCUCCCCCGCCGCCACCUCCCCUGCCCCCCGGAGGCCCACCCCCACCCCCGGGCCCGCCCCCUCUGGGGAUCACCCCGCCGCCGGGUGCCCCCCUGGGCCCUGCCCUCAAGAAGAAAAACAUCCCGCAGCCCACCAACGCCCUCAAGUCCUUCAACUGGUGUAAGCUGGCUGAGAACAAGCUGGAAGGGACCGUGUGGGCCGACAUCGACGACGCCAGGGUCUUUACCAUUCUAGAUCUGGAGGACCUGGAGAGGACCUUCUCGGCCUACCAAAAGCAGCAGGAGUUCUUUGGGAACAGUGGCUCCAAGCAGAAAGAAGCAGAUGCCAUUGACGACACCCUGAGCGGCAGACACAAGGUCAGAGAGCUAUCCGUGAUCGACGGCCGGAGAGCCCAGAACUGCAAUAUUCUUCUGUCCAGGCUGAAGCUCUCCAACGACGAAAUCAAGCGCGCCAUCUUAACAAUGGACGAGCAGGAAGACCUUCCGAAAGAUAUGCUGGAGCAGCUCCUGAAAUUCGUCCCGGAAAAGAGCGACAUCGACCUGCUGGAGGAGCACAAGCACGAGCUCGACCGGAUGGCCAGGGCAGACCGCUUCCUGUUCGAGAUGAGCCGAAUCAAUCACUAUCAGCAGAGGCUGCAGUCACUGUACUUCAAAAAGAAGUUUGCGGAGCGCGUGGCCGAGGUGAAACCUAAAGUGGAAGCGAUCCGCACCGGCUCCGCCGAGGUGUUCAAGAGCCGUGCCCUGCGGCAGCUGCUGGAGGUGGUGCUGGCCAUCGGCAACUACAUGAACAAGGGCCAGAGGGGUAACGCGUUCGGCUUCAAAAUCUCCAGCCUGAACAAGAUCGCCGACACGAAGUCCAGUAUCGACAAGAACAUCACCCUCUUGCACUAUCUCAUCACCAUCGUGGAAAAGAAGUACCCCCGAGUCCUCGAACUCAAUGAGGAACUGCGGGACAUCGCUCAGGCUGCCAAAGUCAACAUGACUGAGUUGGACAAAGAGAUGAACACCUUGAGAAGCGGCUUGAAGGCGGUGGAAGCUGAGCUGGAGUACCAGAAAUCCCUGCUGGCCCAGCCCGGGGAUAAGUUCGUGUCCGUGGUCAGUCAGUUCAUCACGGUGGCCAGCUUCAGCUUCUCCGACAUCGAGGACCUGCUCGCCGAGGCUAAAGAACUGUUCAGGAAGGCCGUGUCGCACUUCGGGGAGGACGCGGGCAAGAUGCAGCCGGACGAGUUCUUCGGCAUCUUCGACCAGUUCCUGCAGGCGGUGGCCGAGGCCCGGCAGGAGAACGAGAACAUGAGGAAGAGGAAGGAGGAGGAGGAGCGUCGGGCCCGCAUGGAGGCGCAGCUGAAAGAGCAGCGGGAACGGGAGCGCAAAGCCCGAAAGGCCAAGGAGAACGGAGACGAAGGAGGGGAGUUCGACGACCUCGUCUCGGCCCUGCGCUCGGGGGAAGUCUUCGACAAGGACCUUUUGAAACUGAAACGGAACCGCAAGAGGGUCGCCAGCCCGAUGACGGACGGCGGCCGGGAGAGGCCGGUCACGAAGCUCAAUUUCUAACGUCCUCUGGCCUCCCCUCCCCGGGUGGUUUGCGUAGAGAGUCCGAUCGGCGGUCUUUCCGAGUGGCUGGACCCGUCUGUCAACUGCCUUGUACCCCACACUGUGGCGGCCCCCCGCCCCCACCCUCCGCGGGGCCGCCCCCCGGGCGUUGCGAGGGCGUGUGUGUGUGUGUGUGUGUGUGUCGUGCGUAUAGAUAAGUUGUACAUAGAAGUCCAGUCGUUCCGAGACCCCGAAGACAGGUGCGUGAGUGCGAACGUGUGUGACUGUAGAAGUACCUUGUAUGUGCCCCAGAAACACAUGUGUACGUUCA
Molecule: messenger RNA, 3712 nt
Organism: Ornithorhynchus anatinus (platypus)
Lineage: Eukaryota; Metazoa; Chordata; Mammalia; Monotremata; Ornithorhynchidae
Gene: DAAM1
Product: dishevelled associated activator of morphogenesis 1
Exons: 26
Coding region: 151-3402 (1083 amino acids)
Biological process (GO): actin cytoskeleton organization
Cellular component (GO): stress fiber
Molecular function (GO): actin binding; small GTPase binding
Source: RefSeq, a predicted model, not a curated record